AAUAUAUAAAAAAAUGAAAUGAGUCAGCUGUGAAAUAUGGGCGCAGGCGGUAGUAGAAAUGCAGUCGCCAGUAAUUUAAAGCAUUGUACGUUAUGGAAAACUGACCGCAGUCCACCGUGCCGAGCAGUGAUGAUGGCUCUGGACGCCAUGAACCUGAGCAUCACAGAAGUCGACUUAAAUAUGGAUAAGGGCGAGCACAGAACUCCAGAAAUGGUUACUAUGAAUCCCCUUCAAACACUGCCAAUAUUUAAAGACAGAGAAUUAGUUUUAUAUGACAGCCAAGCUAUAACUACCUACCUGGCAUCGAGAUAUAAUAACUGCGGCCGACUACUACCCCUGGACCCUGGAGGUCGAGCUAUUGUUGACCAGCUACUGCAUUUCAAUAGCGGCAUCUUAUACCCACUAUAUCGUUCUGCAGCACAUCCAAUUUUAUAUGACAACUGCAAUUUUGUGAUGCCGCAACAAGUUUGUAAUAUACAAUGUGCGUACCGUGACUUGGAAUGCAUGCUAGUUGGACGGACGUGGCUCGGAGGCAGCUGGCCUACACUUGGGGACAUAUCCAUUGCCGCCACAAUCAGCACCCUACAGAUCUUAGUUCCGAUAGAUAAACUGAAAUAUCCCCGAUUAUCUUCCUGGCUGUACCGGAUGUCUGAAGAACUAUUUUACAUCACAGCCAACAAAAAGGGUCUCGGAGAAUUUUCGAGAAGAAUAGAUUCCGGCUGUGUUUGUGAUGAAAGAGAGUUCAAGUGUCCGCGAAGUUCAAUAGGAAGACGCUCAGGUGCAGUCGGCGGCAAGAACGAGGAUAUAUAACCAAUAGAAAAUAUUUUUCAUUCAUACUUUCUUUUACAAAUAAAAGUGUAACAAA
Achroia grisella is the source of this 865-nucleotide messenger RNA. RefSeq names its product glutathione S-transferase 1-like. Lineage: Eukaryota; Metazoa; Arthropoda; Insecta; Lepidoptera; Pyralidae. The record is from RefSeq and is a predicted model, not a curated record. Gene Ontology annotation, molecular function: glutathione transferase activity. Bases 37 to 810 code for a protein of 257 amino acids. The transcript has 7 exons. Gene Ontology annotation, biological process: glutathione metabolic process.